Messenger RNA from Prosopis cineraria, 3371 nucleotides. RefSeq names its product alpha-mannosidase. The transcript is spliced from 29 exons. Bases 189 to 3227 code for a protein of 1012 amino acids. Lineage: Eukaryota; Viridiplantae; Streptophyta; Magnoliopsida; Fabales; Fabaceae. Gene Ontology annotation, biological process: mannose metabolic process. The record is from RefSeq and is a predicted model, not a curated record. Gene Ontology annotation, molecular function: carbohydrate binding; alpha-mannosidase activity.
UGGUCCCUCUCUCGUUCCACCUAGCCUGGCAAUUGUAGGCGGAACCCAAAGUCCUUCCUCAUCUCUUCUCAUUUGUCAAGCUCUAUCCAACUCUUGUCCUGGCCUUCUCUUUCCCCCCACGCACAAAUUAAACAGAGUAUCACAAACCCGGAGACACUUGAGACUGGUCCUUGAGGGGUGCCUUAGACAUGGGAGGGAAAGCUGCCUCAUUAACUUCACUCUCUCUCGCCGUUUUUCUCCUCUUGCUCUCUUUCUAUGGCUUUGUAGCCUGUGCCAACUACAUCAAGUACAAUACCGGGGCCGGAGUCGUGGAAGGCAAACUGAAUGUUCAUUUGGUGGCACAUACCCAUGACGAUGUUGGGUGGCUCAAAACUAUUGAUCAGUACUACGUUGGAUCAAAUAAUAGUCUUCAGGGGGCAUGUGUUGAGAAUGUGCUGGACUCGCUUGUGGUAUCUCUUCAGCGGGAUCCUAAUAGGAAGUUCGUGUACGCCGAGAUGGCCUUCUUCCAUCGGUGGUGGGUGGAACAAAGUCCAGAAACGCAAGAACAAGUGAGAAAACUAGUAGAUGCUGGUCAACUGGAAUUCGUAAAUGGAGGAUGGUGCAUGCACGACGAAGCCACGUGUCACUACAUAGACAUGAUUGACCAAACCACACUGGGGCAUCGCUUUAUCAAGCAAGAAUUCAAUAAGACUCCUCGCGCUGGCUGGCAGAUUGAUCCAUUCGGGCACUCUGCAGUUCAAGCUUACCUACUUGGUGCCGAGCUAGGAUUCGACUCUGUACAUUUUGCUAGGAUUGAUUAUCAGGACAGAGCUGUUCGCAAAAAUAAUAAAGCUCUUGAAGUUGUUUGGCGUGGGUCCAAGACAUUUGGUUCUUCAGCUCAGAUUUUUGCCAAUGCCUUUCCUGUUCAUUAUGGUCCGCCAAGUGGUUUUGGCUUUGAAGUCAGCAGUAACUACGUCCCCGUACAGGACGAUCCUCUUCUAUUUGAUUACAAUGUUGAACAGCGAGUCAAUGAUUUCAUUAAUGCUGCUAUCAGCCAAGCAAACGUGACAAGGACAAACCAUAUCAUGUGGACAAUGGGUGAUGAUUUUCAAUACCAAUAUGCAGAGAAUUGGUUCAAGCAAAUGGACAAGUUAAUUCACUAUGUUAAUAAGGAUGGCAGAGUGAAUGCCUUGUAUUCUACUCCAUCUCUCUACACCAAUGCAAAAAAUGCUGUAAAGCAGUCAUGGCCACUGAAAACUGAUGAUUACUUCCCUUAUGCCGAUAGACCAAAUGCUUAUUGGACAGGCUUUUUCAUCAGCCGCCCAGCCUUGAAGCGAUAUGUUAGGGCACUAAGUGGAUACUAUUUGGCAUCCAGACAACUUGAAUUUUUGGCGGGACAGAAGCCUACAACAGACCACACUUUUGGCCUCGGAGAUGCUCUAGGGAUUGCACAACACCAUGACGCUGUCACCGGAACUGCCAAACAACAUACUACAAAUGACUAUGCCAAACGACUGGCUAUCGGAGCCACUAAGGCUGAAGCUCUUGUCAGUUCUUCUUUGGCUUGUCUUGCUAGUAAAAAACCAGGGACAGAAUGUUCAUCACCUGCAUUUACAUUUUCCCAGUGUCAAUUACUCAAUAUCAGUUACUGCCCAAUAACAGAAGAAAAUAUUCCCCAAGCAAAGAGUUUGGUAGUAGUGGUAUAUAACCCACUUGGAUGGAAUCGUACUGACAUUAUCAAAAUUCCAGUUAAUGAUGCAAACCUUGUUGUCAAAGAUUCAUCAGGGAAUAAUCUUGCAACACAAUUAGUGGAGAUCGAUAAUGUAACGCUGAAUUUAAGAAAAUUGUAUGUGAAUGCUUAUUUGGGAUUGUCACCAAAAGAAGCCCCGAAAUUCUGGCUUCUUUUUCAGGCAUCUGUGCCUCCAAUUGGGUGGAGUACAUACUUCAUUUCUAAGGUUCCAGGAAAAGGUGGAAGAAGAAACGGCCUUCUCUCAUCUGGCAGUAGCCUCACAAGAGAAAACAUUGAAAUUGGACCAGGAAAUUUGAAGUUGUCCUUUUCUUCAACCUCGGGACAACUCAAACGGAUGUAUAAUUCGAGAACUGGAGUUGAUGUACCAGUACAACAAAGCUAUCUGUGGUAUGGUUCUAGCACUGGUGACGAUGAUGGUCAGGCAUCUGGUGCAUACAUAUUCCGACCUAAUGGUGCCCCUCCAACAAUUGUUUCAAGAUCAGUACCUACUAAGGUUAUCCGUGGACCAGUAGUACAUGAGGUUCACCAGCAGUUUAAUCCCUGGAUUUAUCAGGUUACCCGGCUUUACAAAGAUAAAGAGCAUGCUGAAAUUGAAUUCACUAUUGGUCCAAUCCCUACCGAUGAUCAAGUUGGAAAGGAGGUGAUCACACGCUUAACAGCAAACAUGGUCACAAACAAGGAGUUUUAUACUGAUUCUAACGGAAGAGAUUUUCUGAAACGGGUUCGUGAUUUCCGGGAAGAUUGGCCCCUUCAAGUUACUCAACCUAUAGCAGGAAACUAUUAUCCACUUAAUCUUGGAAUUUAUAUCAAGGACAAGAAAACUGAAUUAUCAGUCUUAGUUGAUCGUGCCACGGGUGGAGCCAGUAUCCAAGAUGGUGAGGUGGAACUCAUGCUUCACAGGCGGAUUCUCUUUGAUGAUGGUAGGGGAGUAGGUGAAGCGCUCGAUGAACAAGUUUGCAUGAAAAACAGAUGCGAAGGACUAACUGUCAGGGGAAAUUACUAUAUGAGCAUCCACCAGCUUGGAACGGGUGCCCGUUGGCGCCGUACAACUGGCCAGGAGAUUUACUCCCCGUUUUUACUGGCUUUUGCUCAAGAUACAUUGGAAAAUUGGGAGUCCGCGUAUUUGACAAAAGGAACAGUGGUGGAUCCAAACUAUAACUUGCCUCAAAAUGUUGCAUUGAUAACCCUUCAGGAGUUGGACGAUGGAUCGGUUCUUCUUCGAUUGGCACAUUUAUACGAGCCGAGUGAAGAUGCUGAGUAUUCAAGCCUGAGCAAAGUUGAACUGAAGAAGCUGUUUGCCAACAAAAAUAUAAAGGAGUUGAAGGAAGUGAGCUUAUCGGCGAAUCAAGAGAAGUGGGAGAUGAAGAAGCUGAGUUGGGAGGUUGAGGGGGACAACGGCCUAGAGCCUCAGGCCGUAAAGGGUAGCCCUGUGAACAUGUCUGAUUUUAUUGUGGAGCUUGGUCCCAUGGAAAUACGCACUUUCUUGUUAAAGUUUUAACAACUCCAUAUGAUUCAAGAUUAUAGGACCUAUAUGUUUGUAUCUGUUAGACUUUAGCUUGCAUCCCAAUUCACAACAACGUGGGCUCCUUGUAACAGUCUUGUUCACCCUACAUAUGAAAAAAAAAGUCUGAUAUUGUUCUCA